GGCAGUUUAUCAAUCAUGAGAUUCAAAAGCGUGGUACUUGGAAUACUUCGACUACUAAUGCGUGGCUCAUUGGUUUGGAGAAGAAAGACGGGGUUUGGAUAUGGAAGAGUGGAGAACAGCUGAAUAUUUCGAAAUGGCGAGAUUCUGAACCAAAUGUGAACGACGAAAGGGCGGAAAUAUCCAUGAAUGGGAGCCUCUUUAAUGGUAUCUCUCGGAAUGAUGAAGGAGAUGCCUACAUUUGCGAGAUGCCCGGAGGUAAGAUCACAUUCCAACCAUAAAGCAUAUAAUGUGCUGAAAUAUUAGCAGUCUUGCACUUGUGUCAUGAAAAUUGCUCUUGCUUCUUAAAAGUAAAAAAACAUUGUUCACAGAAUAUACUCAGCCCACCUAACUUGUACGUGUGAGCGAUGAAUGAACUUUUAGACGCGCAUAAGUAGUUGAACACACUGCCCGUGAAAUUUUCCGUGUAUGCAUGUUGUUUUGAACAUAACACAUCGAAGUACUUUUAUUUUUGUGUGUCCGGGUGUGUGUUUCUUGUACAAGUCAGUGAUCAAUAUAUUAUUCACCGGCUGGAAGGUCUGUAUUAGGUAACACUGUGCCCAAGGUCUUGAGCACAUGUAGUUCAGAUAAAUUGCACAGUUUUUCCCAAUACGGACCAACCUAGGCUGGUGAAUAACAGUUUUUUUUUCUUGAAAUCGACGAAAUGUUUUCCAUAAGAGCCCUAAUGCUCGUUUGUUUGCUGCAAUCGCGAGUGCAACUCUGGUCUUUCAUCAAAAAUCUAAUUUUAAAUUUAGCUUUUUUCUCGUUGAAUUCCUCUGUUUACUGUUUACGAAAUUUACGGUACCAAUGUCCGGAUUGAACGGACUUCUAAAGACUUACCGAAAGCGUAUUUGAAGUAUAGAAGACCUUGCUCACUGUUCUCCAAGGAACAAAUUGUUUGAGAGAAUUCAGAUACAUAAUGAAUGAAAUUACCAUUGAUGAAUUCAAUUGUAAAGAAAUACCUCACGUUUUAACUUUCUGAGUUACUUCUAGAAAGGUUUAGAUUAAUUACAAGCGGCUUUUAGGCCGUGCGUUAACCCAUCUAAUGACAUAUUUGCUACCAAUAUUCAUCUCAAAACCAAUUUUUUUUGCAGGCAAACAAAGUGAUCUGAGAGAGAGAAAGAGAGAAUGAAUAAGUUACCAAUCGGCUUGAUUUGCUCUAAAACGAUUUGCUUAAAAAUACUGUCCAGCCGGCAAAACGAAAUACAUUUAUGAAAAAUGGCAAUAAAGCUAGAGAUGCAAUCGGCAGCUCGCUCAAGCGAUACCCUGCCCGUGGGCAGAGAUAGGAAAAACCCGGACCGCAUUAAGUACCAAUAAGAUUCCAGGAUCCGUUACCGUAUCCUCUGAGAAAAACAAAUAAUAAAUGCAGUUCUUUCGAGAAAGGUUAUCGGAAAAAAAAGCGUGUCGGAAGUGUAAGCGAUAGCCUGAAAGGUAUUGCUGGUAGCUCUUAGGUCAUGGUUAGACUUGACCUCAGGAAUUCAGGGAAAUCUAGGAAAUGUCACUUUAAGGAGGAGGCAUCACGGGUUUGAACAACCUAUUUUAAUUGCAAGACUGACUUUAAAUUCUAAACUGCAUGAGCUAACCCUAAUUAAUUUAUCUUUAAUUUUUAUGUCCCUAUUGAUUAUCGUUCCCCAGAUAAUCUUUUGAGGUUGUCGCCUGCACUUUAAAGUUUUGCUCUUUGCCGGUAACAACUGUAUACGGUUAAAUGCGUAUCUCCAGUUGCACAUUUAUGGGAACCUACAUUCACAUUUAAUUUUACGUUUUUAAGUCUGAUUAGAUAGAGGAGGAAGAGUAGGGGCGGAGGAGGGGAAGGUGUCAGCUCAACGAGGAACUAAUUAAUAUUCAAAAACUUGACCACCAAAAUUACAUGAAUUCACAAAUAAUCUUAGCUGAUGUGAAGUUAACUAAUCCACAAAAGCAGAUCAGGGUGGCGGACGCCGUAGUGAAGAAAGAUGUAUUGUAUUGAUUGACACUGAGCAAACAAAACCAUAUGAUGUAAAAAAAAAAAGAAAAAGGAAUUAAUUGGGGAAUGAGUCACGUUUUCUUUCUCAUUCAUUUUUUCUUUAUUGUGAUUUUGAUUAUAAUCUUUUUAUGUUAUCAUUGUUAUUAAAAUUAUCACUUUGUUUAUGGUCAUUAGGAUAAUUGGUAUUUUUGUUUUCAUCUUCAUCAUCAUGUAGAAUGCCCAAAUAUAACUUUCAAAAACUCUUGGUACGUAAUUUCGGUGGAUGGAGAGUCCUGGUAUUGGGGCAGACACACUUGCUCAAGUCUAGGAGGGGACCUAGUUUCCUUUGAAACCCAAGAAGAAUGGAGUUUAAUUAAUGACGAAAUUCAAAGGCGAAAUACUACAAACUAUGAAAAUAAAUGGAGGAUUGGUUUAAAAAAAAGGGCCAGGAAUUGGACCUGGGUGAGUGGAAGACCGCUGACUAUUUCCAAAUGGGGACAAGGGGAGCCAAGUGGUGAACAAGACGCGGCUUUCAUGUACAAGAGGUUCCGUAAUGGCGAACGGGGCGUGUUUCGAACUUAUAAUAAUGAAAGUUGGAAAAAACAGCACGCUUAUGUUUGUGAGAUCCCCAAGGGUGAGUUGAUAUGUUGUUGUUGUUGUUUUUGUUUUUAUUUUUUUAUGUUAUUUGAGUAAAACUCAAAGGCACUAGAAGCACUUAAGGGCGAUAUAAAACAUUAUUUGCUUACGUUCGUGGUAUUCUCGAGAGAAAUUAUAAAAACCUCACACAGUCAAAAUCAAGUUUACACUUACCUUUGCGUAAAUUGAAAUAUUUUUGAAACAAUCUCAAUGAACGUUUUCACGAUAUACAUGUCUAACUUUAACCUUGUGAACAGGGAAAGUUACAGAUGGUUCUGUUACAAUCACUUUUACGAAUAACAACAGUUCUGAAACUGAUGGUGAAUACCAAUUGCAAAGAAUUAUCAGUUCAAUUGCUUUGUUAGAUGAUAGCGCGUGAUGAUGUUAAGAGCGUUAUCUUUUUGUGAAGAGUUUAUGACUCAUAUCGGUUAAGAACCAUGCCAAUUAUCGUUUUCUAAAACAAAUACAACAGACUUGCAGACUUAUUUGUUCUUCGCAUAAGGGAAUCAAUUUUAAGUUUACUGGAUUCUAUUUUAAUAUCUGAUCGUUUGAACUGUAAAGUUGUAGGGGCUAAUUUCAAUGCAAUGCAAAAUGUGCAGUGAACAUAAUAAACUGACCAUCGUGCAUCUAAUCCGAAUAUGGCGGACAUUUCGAUCGACUUAGCAACCACUACUCUGUAACGAGGUUAGUAAGGAUUACCUCAGUUCUCAUAUAUCCUCAGAGGGCGUAGAUACACUUUCUUGUCUAAAAGAUAGUCAAUUAAAAAUUGGUUCAUACAUCAGCGUGUGUUCAUCGAGAUUUAUAAAAUAAUUCAAAUAGUGCGCGCGCUCUGAUUAGCCAUAAAACCAUUUUACAUGAGCGUGUAUAAACACGGUUUUCGUUCCUCUUUCAUUAGAUAUUUUAUAAAAGAAAUGCAGAAGAAAUGUAAAAUGGUUUCCGUGUUUACAUAGUCUCCCAACCUCCCGCGUGUUUACAUCAGGUUAUGUAAACAUGGAAAGCAUUUUACAUUUCUUCAAUGUAGCACGCGAGAAGUUUGGAGAGCACGAAAGAUGCGUAAGAGUUACUCGAGGCGUAGCCGAGAGCAACUCUAGCUUCUUGAUUGGAAAAUGUUUUUCUCGAGGGAUUUGUUUGCUGACGUCAUGAGCGCGCACAAUGGGAAUAUGAAGCCACUCGCGCAAUUGAAUUUGAUUACACAAAUUUACUGGCUAUGUUAUAAUACUGAGUUGGAAUAUAAUUGAUGAUCUGCGCACCGAAAAGAUAUACAUAGGCAUGCGUAGAUGAGAUGGGACACUUUGGAUUCUUAACGCUUUCAGUCUUGAAACAGGAAAAGAGCAAAACUUUUCAAGUAACCAGAAUUGUGUGGAGAAUUCAUUAUCAGUAGCAUCUAGUCCCAUGUGAUAUUUUUUCAGUGGUGUUGGAUAAUGCGCUUCGAAUAGGUGAUAAAAGGCAGGUUGUUUCCAAAGAAACGACACGUGGAAUAUUAUUCAAGUAAGAAAACGCGGAACAGGAUAUUGAAAUAUUGUGUAACAGCUUUUUCAGCUAUUAGGGAAAAGUCUACAGAAUAUGUUUCAUUCUCUAGUAUUUUGGUGUGUAGUUUUCGAAAAACAUCCUACAGCCCUAUCUAAGCAAUAAUCACACAAGACGUCUGCCACAGACGAAUAAAAUGCUAAAGAAGCUUUCUGUAUAACUAAUAAAAAAUCGAGUGCGUUUAAGAGUUUUGAACGUUAUUAGCGGCCAUUUUGUUACUCCCCUUUCCGUCCGCAGUUUUGCCCUCGCAGUGUAAUAGUAAGGCAACUUUUUUGUAUGAUGCGGUCUUGAUUAACAUUUUUCUUUCAAGAUUCCUCAAUAUCUUCAGUAACUUCGUCGACUUUACUAUCACCCAGAAUAGACCUUGCAACCUCACCAUCACCAUCAGCAUCGCCAUCGUCGUCCCUGUCGCCGUCGCCACGACCAUCGCCCUCGUCAUCGCCAUUCCCGUCGCCAUCGCCGUCGCCGUCGCCGUCGCCGUCUCAAUCGCCAUCGCCAUCGCCAUCACCAGUUGAACAGCUAGUAUGUUCUCUAAAUAGUCAUUUACCGUUUUUAUGCAUGUCGUUUUUCAAGAUCUCUUCUGUUUACAAACGUGAGAGAUAAUAUUUUUAAUUUUAGGCAAAGGAGUAUGUAUCAAAAUUUGGCGGAAUAAAUAUUACCAGAAGGACUUCCUUACAGGUAUCUAAUUCUAUAUGACUUAAAGGCUUUUUAACUUUGGUAUAUGUUUUUAAACGAUAAAAAAGUAAAUACCUGACCUUUAAGGAUAAACCACCAUUAAGCCAUAUGAAGUAAAAAUGGUGAAGCUUAAAAAAUAAUCCAGGCCCCCAAAAGAGUUCUCUGGCCACUGAAUACCCUGGACACCAUUUGGAUCCUUAGUAUGAAUUGUAAAUACAGUAUGAGACUGCCUGUUUAAUGACCUGGAAAUCUUUUACGUAAUUGUAGGAGGCUGUUGCUGUGUUUGAAGAUUUCACCUUAAAAAUCAAGAACGUCACAAAAGACAAGGCCGGCAUAGAAGAGGUUAAAACACUGAAAACAUCCAUCUUUGAGGUGGCAGAGGCCGUCGAGAAAUUUGCUCUUAAUUACGGCAACCGACACCUGAGAGAAAUGAGGCUUUCAGAAAGGAUCGUUUCCCCCAAAAUGGGUGAGUUUGCGGCCUUCAAUCCUGUUUAGUUUCAAAGUCUAUUCCUCUGUUACUUACUAACUUGCUGACUGUCCCACUGAGUUGUCUAAUUUCCUAUGGCAUGAUGUAAGAACUCAGCUAUUAACCCAACUUAUCAGAAAUGUUAUUGUUGGAUGUCAUCGAUUCAUCUGUUUAUUUUUUUUUUUUCAAUUUGUUUGAUACUUUGAUUUGUCGCGGUGGAGAAGGAAAUUGAACGUUCUCUUAAACAAUCAACAAGAGAGAAUAGGAAUCCUUCAAAUUGUGAAAACGUUCUUCUCGAUCUGUUUAUUGAAAGUUUUCUUAAAUAAUAGAUUGGUGAGUAACACUUUACUAACUAAAAUUGUCAAAUCUUAGAAAUACUUUCCGCUUACUUAAUACCGUACACUGAGCUCAAAAUUGGCCAAUCGUCUGCGAUGCACAUAAAUGCAAGGUUUUUAACCGUACUCGUAAAAAUUUCCUAAUGAACUCUAUAGUUCUCUAACGAAACGGUUCGAGGAACGAAUUGAGUUUUCACAAUUUUAGUCCGUGCAGUACUACGCACUUUUUCAUCAGUUUUACAUUGAAAAAACGUUGUAAAAUGGUUGAAUUCGUCGAAUAGUCGUUGAAGGGCAAAUAGGAUACAAACAAUACACUUCCAUCCAAUAAGAUUAUGAAAUAUUUGUGAGCACCGCAAAACGCAUGUUUGUGUAGGUGUGCUAUUGCAAAUUUCACCGUAGGUGCUUUUAUUUGUCAUUUUUUCUCUCCGACAGUUUUGGUCAUUCAAAAAGCCUAUCACUUGAAUGCAAGUGGCUUCGACUUUGAGGAACAACAAUGGCGAGCGAGAAUCGAUAUCGCUUCUUCAAAUUUUGAGGAAAAUGGUUCGUAUUAACUACUGUGGUAACUUUACAACUUUUAGUAUUACCUUGGUUUCUCCGAUAGAAAUUUCUUUAUUGAAAUAAAGCUUCAUGUAAAGGCACUUCCUUAGGUUACAUAGUCUAACUUCUUUAAUCAUUCGCCUUCCCUAAAAUGUCACAUACCUUAGAGCCUGAUAAACAUUUCAAUAUUGUUCUUUUUUGUUGUUGUUUAAAAACAUUUUCUGUUGAUUCUUGGGGCGUUUAAAGGAUCAAUGGUAGCUGCGUUUGUGUACAAGGAUCUGCAUGACCUACUUCUGAUAGAUCAAGCCAUAAGGAGUGAAACAGACAACCAAAGGUGACGUUAUUUUCAUAUUACUCCAUGUCGUUUACCUCUAAAAACACACAACAGGGAAACACAUAAGAUCUAAGUUCAACUUAACUGAACUGACACAAUUUCCAAAACCCUAACUAGAGUUGGAAAACUCCCUGCUUGUCUCUGACCAUUCCACCUUCAUGAAAAAUUGGCUAAUUGAAUCUACCAAAAAUAUGUAAUAUUGCUUCCGUGGUUCUGGUCCAUUUUUAAAUACAAUUUCUUCAUAGGUAUAUCAACUCCAGGAUAAUGGCCGUAACUAUGGACCCCAAGCCAGAGAAAUUGCGAGAAAAUGUCAUCCUAAACUUCAAAAACCUAAAGGUAACAUGAAAAUUAGCUGCUAUGCGUUUUUUUUUGAUUUAUUCUGACGAGAUAAAAUCUAUUUUCAGGUCUUGACAGCAGAGAAGCGCUGUAUGUUUUGGAGUAGCCGCAGCAAAAGGUAAAAAAACUACAAUAUAUUAUUGCAUAGUAUUUAUUCCUUCUUAAAUUAAAUUGAGUAUGUAGGACAAUGAAUGAACUUUCUCAGAUGUUUUUGCGCAGAUUAACACUUUCCUGGAAGCCAACAUGUUGUCGUUUUUAGAGAAUGGAAGUCUGAUUGAAAUGUUCUCGCAAAUAUAACUACAGUGGAAGAAAAUCUUAGCGCAAAAUUCUCAAACAUCACCUUUUACCCAAACGAUGAAUAAUUUUUUAACUUUACUCUUUUUUCAUGUGUGACAGCUUUUCAGAGGAAGGUUGUCAUGUAGUUACAUCAAAAAGUAACUCAGAAGAAACAGUUUGCAGAUGCAAUCAUUUGACGCAUUUUGCCGUCUUACUGGACUACGACGGUAGCACAAAAGGUAAUAAAGUUAUUUUUGCCUUACUUAAUAGUUUUAUGGGCUCAAUUUACUAACUCAAUGUUGUCCUUCAAUUUUUUUUUUUUCUUGACACAGCUCACUGAGGAGGACGAAAGAAUUCUGAAAAUUAUCACCUACCAUGGACUGAGCCUUUCCAUUAUCGGGAUACUUUUAACAUUAAUACUUUAUUCUUGCCUCACGUAAGCAAUGCACUCGAUUAAUAAUGAGGUAGAUUCUUAACUCCCUCAACAAGGCUGGUGAUAAAAGAGAUCUCAAUGUCAGUCUCCAUGCAAACAAGAACAGUCAUGUCGGAUAAUUCACAAACUCAAGCUACAUUUCAUGCCCCAUCACGAACUUUUGAACAAACUAAUGGUUUCUUUUUAUGAAUUUUUAGGCUUUAGACAUUUUCUUCGCAAUAUUUUUUUUUUUUCCUCUCUGGAGCUAUUUACUGACUUUCUUCUUUCCUUCGCUGUCAAGAUUUAGUUAAUUUUUGCCAUUUUUUUUCCUGUGUGUUGUUGCUUUUGUCUCAUUCAUUCUUCUUGUUUUUAAUAUUAUUUUACCAGAGAUGUUCGUAAACCUCUCUCUCAAAUUCGACUGAGUGUUUCUAUUUCCCUUGGAGCUGGACAGAUCAUCUUCCUCGCUGGAAUAAACGCCACAGAAAACAAAGUCAGUAGCCUCUCCUUCUAUCCAUAGAAUGAGUUUACUCUUUGCACCGUAAAUAUCUUGUCGAAAGAAGCACGUUAAGAAUUAUACGAAAACUCGUCCUUUCCACAGGCUGCCUGUGUUACAAUAGCAGCUCUGAUGCAGUAUUUCUUUAUGGCCGCUUUCUGUUGGAUGCUGAUCGAGGGAAUUUAUCUCUACUUCUUCGUCGUGAAAGUUUACAACAUUAACACCAAAAUGUACAUGUAUCACGUCAUCUCGUGGGGUAAGUUUAUUAUUUUAAAACAUGCACUGGUAACUGUAACCAUGCUUUCGGAUCGCCAAAUCUGGUGUUUUCAUGCAGUAAAAUGUUUUGAUUUCCUUUCUUUCUUUAUGGGUAGGUCUUCCAGUGAUCAUGAUGGCCAUUUCACUUGGCAUCAAUGCUGGAAAAGAAGGGUUACAAAGCUAUACGAGUGAUAAAUAGUGAGAGAAAAAUUCAAGGGUUUCUUCUUGCUCUUCUCCUUUUAAUUCGUUGCAUUUAAUUCUUUGUUUUGUUUUUGGAUAUAGUUUGAAAUAGGUAUCAUUUUAUUUUCUGACAAUUUGUGUUUCUUUCUUGUGUUUCACUUCCUCGAGUUUAGUUGCUGGCUUUCCUCAACUAACAACCUGAUCUGGAUAUUCGUCGCCUUUGUGGCUUUUAUUGAAGUUGUGAGUUAAUGAUUAGUGUUAGUGAUUGUGAUCGGUAUACCUGGACUAAUUGCUGCUAAAGAUUUUUUCCUCUGCUCUUUAAAACGAAUUAAGUAUUUAUGAUAUGACCCAAUACAAUAAAUAUCAUUUUCUUUUCCCUAUUUACUCACAAAAAGCUUUGAACGUAGCCGCUGUUUGCGGGGAUGCUGGUCAAUUUUAACCUACUGAUGGUCUUCAAUAGCGAGAAAAACCUGUGGAGACAAUGUCCUAACAGGCAUAAGAUAGCUUCAUAAAUUCUCCAACUUUUACUACACAGUAUGAAAAAAAAACUUCUCCCCCUUCCUUCAACACAAAAAUAACUCAUGAAAAAAAAAAAAAAUAACACACAAAAAAAAAAUGAAAAAUGUGAAAGGAGCAGGAAGAGUAGGAUAUAUUAUGUAAUUUCUAUAAUUUAACAUAAGGCUUUACUUGGCGUGGUUCUUUCAGUUUAGACACUUUUUUGCGCGAUUUCUUUUGCUCAUUGGCAGAGAUCGAAGCUCCUAAUCCUGGUCCCCCUGUUGGGAGCUCUAUUCCCUGUAAAUUACUCUUCAUCCCACGCUUGUUACCGAAUUAGUAACUUCCUUGGCAAAGAUCCUCCCAUGCCUUGGCUAUUCGACAUCCAUAUCUAAAUAAUCGCUUUUUUUUGGUAUAUUUUAGCUCAACAUUUUGAUACUCCUACGUGUAAUAAGGGAGAUGACCAAUCUGUUGCAGCCAACAGGGGGAGACCACCAUUUUCAGCAAAUACGGUGAGAAUCACAGCAUAAAACUAAAAAAAAUAGUGGAAGACAUUGCCAUGCCCUCCUGUGGGGCUACAUUUGCCUAGCUUUCUCAUUCCUUAAUCAGUAAGGCAUCAACAUAAAAAUUCAUUGUCAAAGGAAAGUAAAAGAAUGUUUUUUUCUAACUCCUAGUCUUGGCAUCAAAACAUGCGUGGUGAUGAUUCCCCAGCUGGGUGUCAUGUGGCUAUUCGGUCUCCUCUCGCCUGUACAUAAAGCUUUCGCUUACAUCUUCGCCAUACUUAACUCUACUCAGGUCAGUAUUCAAUGGUAACUGUAAAAAGACAUUAAUCUCUAUUAUUUAUUUUACUUUCUGACCAAGUGAGACACCAUUAGAAUGGUCAGAUUACAUUUCUUUGGAAUUUUUAAAACAAAAAGGUGUCAACUAUGCAAGAGAAGACAGACUUCUUUUUCAAUUAUAAGAUGUGCAAUUUUCCUUCCUUCUUGGAAAUCUUAAUAGAUAGUUGACUAAUUUGUUUGCAAAUUGUAAAAUUAAUGAUCUUGAAAUCAUUUUUAUGCUGCAGGGUUUCCUGAUUUUCGCUCUACACUGUAUGCGAAACACUCAGGUAAGAAAAAACAUUGAACUGAUUAUUAACUUUAUAUCAUCAAGUUUUAGUGUUUCAAUAAAUAUUCGAGUGCUAAGAACCAUAUUUCGUGUUGCUCGUCUAUCUGCAGAUCAGAGAGCGAUUCAAAAGAAAGAUGAACAUCGUUUUUCCAUCUUCUAUAAAGGACAACUCCACAAGGAAGAGCCCACAGGUCAAUCCAAAUGAGGUUGGGAAUGUAUGGGCAAUUUAAUUGCAGUCAUGUGCUGAAUUUGAAUCGAAAUUGUACUUAAGUUAAAUAACUUGAUUCAGCCAAUCGGAAAUAACAACCAAAUACUUAGAACAAUCACUUAGUUAACAGCAAUAAGUCGCUUACGAUCGGUCUGAGUUACGAUCUGCAGGUAAAUAGAGGUCUGUGUCUGCAUUAUUGUUAAGCAUUCAACUUGAUGUCUUUGUAACCUAUCAUUUUUAUGAUAAUAAGUUUAUUUUCUAGGCGAUCGUAUAUUUGCAGGCAAGAAUCAUCGAAAUAAACCAAUCUAUAAAUUUAAAUUCCUAAUGGCUCCGCAUGCUGAUGACUGCUUUGUUUCACUUACUUAGUUUAUAAACUUCUUAUCAAACACUGUUAUUACUUUUAACUAUAAGCUAUGGAUAGUCACUGAAAUUAUCAGUUUCUAGAAAUUUCUAGAAUACGUAGUCAUGCUGACAUGCAUACAAAGGAACUUUCUGCAAUAUUUUAUUAGGUUGCCUAGCUAUGGUGUAACACCACCAAAAUGGUUGUUGUAAGCUUCUGGAAUUAUCUGGAACACUUUGUACAAAGGACUCAAUCGUGCAGCAGCAGUAGUUGUUGUUGUCGGUAGUGACUGAUUUUUCAGAGAGUUCUAAUGAAAGAGAGCUACUGAGGAAGAUUGUUAAUUUCGAGGAACUUGGGAGACAACUGUGAGAUUGUGUCAGUGGUGAGCUAAGAUGUAAUUUGUAGUGGGCUUAAAUAAGUUUAUUUAGCAUAAAAGUGUACUUCCUUUUAGAGUCGCUCCUUCGUAAGAAUAUUAAAGUUGUUUAAUAGUGUUCUUUCUGUUGGUUAAAUUGUACCGUAACAAAAAAAUGCCCAUAGUAGCAGCAGCUAAAGUUGACGUUCAAAGCCAUAUCAUGGUUCAACCAGGAAAAUGACACCGACAUUACACUUUCAAAUAAACAAAUAACUUUUAACGACAUCCCCCGUUUAACUCACCGAACCGAUUUCCCAAGACACAGACUACACCUUUUCAUUAUUAUUCUAAUUAUUCUAAUUAUUCUAAUUAUUCUAAUUAUUCUAAUUAUUCUAAUUAUUCUAAUCAAAUCUAAUUAAUCUAAUUAAUCUAAUUAUUCAUUUACCCUUGAAAAUGUUUCGACAAGAAACCAAACAUGCAGGAAUUUAAAGAAGCUCAUCCCUAAUUCACAGAUUUUCCCGCCAAGCCUUUUUUUCCUGAUUUAACCAGCCAAUUUAAACAGACACACUAAAUCAAAGCCCAAAAUCUUAUCUUUUCUUUCUACCAACACUGUCUCUAAAUUUACUUUGUUGUGUUCGUAGAAGGUAAUUAAGGUGCCGUUUCGUAAAGUACUUAAGUAAUUAUAGGUAGGCAAGUGAGCUUAAUUAGCGAAUUGCGAGUUUUGUAUCGUAAUGUAUUGUAAGUCAUGUUCUGUUUAGUAACGUUAUGUAAGUAACAUGACGCUGUAAGUGACUGUUAUUAAGUGACUGUUAGUAUAAGUAAGAAAUAAGUAAAAGUGACCAAUCCAAUAAGUACAGUAAUGUAAUAAGUAGAGUGAUGUUGAGUAAUGUAAGUAGAGU
Molecule: messenger RNA, 11835 nt
Organism: Pocillopora meandrina
Lineage: Eukaryota; Metazoa; Cnidaria; Anthozoa; Scleractinia; Pocilloporidae
Source: the annotation of a GenBank genome assembly